AAAAGAAGAAGAAGAAGAGAGAGAGAGAGAAGAAGUGUUUCUCACACCUAACUCUUUAUAAUAAUAAGAGAGAAGCCAUUGCUCUCUCCAUUACUCAAACUCCCCCAUUUUUUUUCCCAAUCAAUCACUCUUCACUUCUCCCCACUCCUACUCCUUUUUUUUUCCUUUCUAAGCAAUCUCUCUCUAUCUUCUUAUAUUCUCAAAUUUGAUACCUUUUCUCUCUUUCUCUUCUCAUACGAUCUGCACAGCACUAAGAACAGAGCUAAGGUUGCAGCAAUAAUUGUAAGAAGAAGAUGAUUGGACAAAGCUUCCCUGAGGAUCUUGAUUGUGGCAACUUCUUUGACAACAUGGAUGACCUCAUGGAUUUCCCCGGUGGAGAUAUUGAUGUCGGUUUCGGCAUAGGUGACUCCGACUCUUUCCCUACCAUCUGGACCUCUCAUCAGGACACCUGGCCCGCCGCUUCCGACCCUCUCUUCUCUUCCAACACCACCACCAACUCCGAUUCAUCCCCUGAGCUCUAUGUUCCGUUUGAAGAUAUUGUUAAGGUGGAUAGACCACCAAGCUUCGUUGAGGAGUCCUUGGUUGAGAAGAAGGAAGAUUCGUUUUCGACAAACACGGAUUCAUCAUCAUCUCAUAGCCAAUUCAGGAGCUCAAGUCCAGUGUCGGUUCUCGAAAGCAGCUCAUCCUCGUCCCAAACCACCAACACAACCUCCCUUGUCCUCCCUGGCAAGCACGGUCGUCCACGCACAAAACGUCCUCGUCCACCGGUCCAGGAUAAGGACAGAGUCAAAGACAACAACAAUGUGUGCGGGGCAGACUCGCGUCUCAUCAUUAGGAUACCGAAGCAGUUUCUCUCUGACCACAACAAGAUGAUCAACAAGAAGAAGAAGAAGAAGGCCAAGGUUAGUUCUUCCUCUUCUUCCUCCGGGAUCGAUCUUGAAGUCAAUGGAAACAAUGUCGAUUCGUAUUCUUCAGAGCUACAUCCCGUUAGGAAAUGUAUGCACUGUGAGGUUACCAAGACUCCGCAGUGGAGGCUUGGACCUAUGGGCCCAAAGACGCUUUGCAACGCUUGCGGCGUGCGUUACAAGUCAGGGAGGCUUUUCCCUGAGUACCGUCCAGCUGCUAGCCCAACAUUCACUCCAGCUCUUCACUCAAACUCACACAAGAAAGUGGCUGAGAUGAGAAGCAAGAGAUGCAGUGAUGGUAGCUACAUAACCGAAGAGAAUGAUCUGCAAGAACUGAUUCCGAACAAUGCCUACAUUGGUGUUGACUAAAACCACGAGAAAAAAGAUGAUUUCGAUUUGCCAGGAGUAGGAAAGAGUCAGUUGAGCAGAAAAAAAGUUUUAGCAUUAGAAGAGAUGGAAUGAAGAGAGCAAUCAAUUUGGGAGGGAUUAAAAAAGUUAGAUGAGAAUUGAUUGUGUUUUUGUAUUUUGUAUUUGUAGUGUGAAUGGGCAAAAAAAACUCUUGAAACAGAGGAAAAGUAAGUUUGAGGAAGAUCAGAAGAUUUUGAAGACAUUAGAAGAAAAAAAAUUAGGUGUUUGAGUAUUACAUUA
Messenger RNA from Camelina sativa (false flax), 1553 nucleotides. Its product is annotated as GATA transcription factor 8. Gene Ontology annotation, cellular component: nucleus. The record is from RefSeq and is a predicted model, not a curated record. Gene Ontology annotation, molecular function: zinc ion binding; sequence-specific DNA binding. Gene Ontology annotation, biological process: cell differentiation; positive regulation of DNA-templated transcription. NCBI's taxonomy places the organism in Eukaryota, Viridiplantae, Streptophyta, Magnoliopsida, Brassicales, Brassicaceae.